AUGUGUGCAGCAACAAGACGUUUACAAAAGGAGCUCGCUGGGAUGAAGGAGCCGCCUGUGAAGGAUAUGUUUAAGAUGGACGACCCUGAAGAUAACAUCACGUCUUGGACUGGUCUCCUUUACCCUGCAAGCAUCUCUGACAGUCCCCCAUAUGACAAAGGUGCCUUCAAAAUUUCAAUUAAUUUUGGUGCGGAAUACCCUAUCAAGCCACCGAAAUUGGUCUUCAAAACGCCAAUAUAUCACCCCAAUGUGGAUGAAAAGGGACAAAUCUGUUUUCCCCUGAUAGAUCCUGGGAAUUGGAAGCCGGCAACAAAAAUUGUUGAUGUGAUUCAGGCCUUGCAAGCCUUGGUUGCGAAUCCAGAGAUAGAGCAUCCCCUUCGCGCAGAUUUGGCAGAGGAGUAUCAGAAAGAUCGUGCCUCUUUCAACAAGAAGGCUGCAGAGCACACGGCGCUGUAUGCCCUCAAGCGCUGA
This is a messenger RNA of Echinococcus granulosus, 471 nucleotides long. Its product is annotated as Ubiquitin-conjugating enzyme E2 L3. The coding region runs from base 1 to 471 and encodes 156 amino acids. The transcript has 4 exons. The record is from RefSeq and is a predicted model, not a curated record. Lineage: Eukaryota; Metazoa; Platyhelminthes; Cestoda; Cyclophyllidea; Taeniidae.